This is a messenger RNA of Bipolaris victoriae FI3, 1899 nucleotides long. RefSeq lists its product as hypothetical. The coding region runs from base 1 to 1899 and encodes 632 amino acids. Gene Ontology annotation, biological process: transcription initiation at RNA polymerase III promoter. The transcript is spliced from 5 exons. Gene Ontology annotation, cellular component: transcription factor TFIIIC complex. Lineage: Eukaryota; Fungi; Ascomycota; Dothideomycetes; Pleosporales; Pleosporaceae. The record is from RefSeq and is a predicted model, not a curated record.
AUGAGUGACGAACAAUCCACGCCCAAUGCAAACGGCGAAAGCCAGCAUGCAUCGUGGCUGCCUAUUCCAUCGCGUGCCAUCUCGGUUGUCGAGCAUCCAGCCAUCAUCAAGAACGUGGAAAAGGGCAUUGCCUCGUUGGGCGGGCCUAUCAAGCUGAGCAAGGGCCUGCGAUCGAAACUGGAAACCACCGUUAACGCGGAGGGCGAUGAUGAACUGAAGAAGCUCAUCUCUGUCUCUCUUCGUCCCGACGACCCCUUCGCCAAGCGUUUGCUAUCCACCCCAGUGCGCACCAACAACCUACUCCUCAAAGUCACAGUCCCCAAGCGAACGGGUCGCAAACGAAAGCGCGGCACUGCGGGGCCCUUUCUUGCUGAAGACGACAUAGCCCGUGACAACAAUCAGACAUACGUCGAUGCGCCAACAAUCUACCGAAGCAUCCAAGACAAUGCAUCCACAUACAAGGUUGCUCUUGUUGGUGUAGUUGACGAGACUCACCGGUUCAGGAAUAUGCCUGACUUGCAGUAUGCCGCUUCUCACAACGACACAAUGCUCGGCUUGCGUGAUCACAUUCUUUCCAGACGAUAUGACAAAGUAAAGAACUACAACAUCAACACAGCAGCUGGUGCAGAUCUCACCAAGACUGUCGGCCCAUCUGCAGAGUUUCUGCAAAUGCCAAUCGCUUUCAACUACCGAUUCCAGCAAAACUCCAAUGUCAAAUACACCGACCAAGGUGUUGUCAAUGUGCAGAGAAGUCUGUCUUAUAACGCAUACACCAUUGUCAAACCCACCGACGAGCAUGUGCCAAAUGGACCGAGACCCAACCUACCCGCAGAGAGGGAUCUCUCGCCUUAUAUGCAGUCGUUGAUCGCCAACAUUAGAGCCUUGCUCCUUGAACGACCUAUUGUCACUCGUCAACUUCUGUACAACAGACUCGGGUGGAGCAAGCGAACCAAGCUCCGGCAAGCAGCUAUAUACUGUGGGUAUUUCUUCGAGAGUGGACCUUGGCGAGAAGCACUUGUGCGUUGGGGGGUAGACCCUCGUAAGGAUCCUGAAUACCGCAAGUACCAAACGGUGUCUUUUCUCUCAUAUCUCAAAUCGGGUAUAUCAAAACACCGCGCAGUUUUCGACCAACACGUCAUGAAGCUAGCCAAGAUGUCUCCGGAAGAGCUGGAGUCUGAGCAUACUUUUGACGGUGUUCAUGUCUCACAAACUGGAAAUCUAUUCCAAUUCUGCGACAUCACCGACCCUCUGAUUUCGAAAAUUCUUUCUACAAAGGAUAUCAGGACGACGUGUGCGCCGACCUUUCAAGGAUGGUAUCAUGUGGGGACAUGGGCUAAGGCGACGGUGAUACUAAAGGAUAAGAUGAACACAAUCAUUGGUGGCGAGAAACCAGAUGACUCAAUAUACCAGCGUAUUGUCGACUGGCCGGAACUAUGGGACGACAAGGAAAUGGCAGCUCAAUAUAAAGCAGAGAUAGAUGACCGCCAGGUACACCAAGAAAAGAGAAGAGAACACCAGGUUAUGCACAACGUCCGUUGGGCUGCAAGAAACCCGCGAUACGCUUUCGAGAAAAUGGAGGCAGAAAACGAACAAGAAAGGGAAGUGGAUGAUGCGGAGAAUUUGGAAGACGUUGAUGUUCCCGAAGAUAUGACAGAAGAUCCUGUCAUGGCUGACACGGUCUUGGAUGCAGACCUCGACGCAGAUGACGAGGGUGCUGACCAAGGUGGCGAGGGUGAUGAUGGCGAUGAUGAAGAUAAAGAAGAUACGAUGCCAGAUGAUGAGUUGGACGAGGACAUGUACGGGAGCUCAGACGGUGAAGAUGACAAUGAUAGCCCUAUCAUGUCUAUUCGAGCCACGUCCGAGGGCCCCGCGCCUUUUGGAGGAUACUAUAGGGUAUAG